Messenger RNA from Dunckerocampus dactyliophorus (ringed pipefish), 4385 nucleotides. RefSeq names its product TBC1 domain family member 15. Bases 251 to 1618 code for a protein of 455 amino acids. The record is from RefSeq and is a predicted model, not a curated record. Gene Ontology annotation, biological process: activation of GTPase activity. Gene Ontology annotation, molecular function: GTPase activator activity. The transcript has 10 exons. NCBI's taxonomy places the organism in Eukaryota, Metazoa, Chordata, Actinopteri, Syngnathiformes, Syngnathidae.
AUCCGAAGUAAACUUUAAGUCCUGUCUCCACCUGAGAAGAGGACCAAGUGGGGCCCCAAGGUGCAGUCUCGUGACGCCCCCGUGAGACCACAAAGCAGAAACAGGAAGACAGGAAGCAAUAGCAUGAUUCGGAAGUCAUUCUCUGAUGGUUCCAUCCACCCGAAGAGAGGUUGAAGUUGAGGUUGCUGAUGGAUGAAAUCUUCGGUUCUCAGGGAGUAGAAGGGUGCGGGUGUGACAACUGAAAUCCCGGAUGGAGCGUCUGACUUCAGCGGGGGAGGAGAGCAGCCCAGCCGGUCAGGAGCUGCUGCGUGUCGGCUCCCGGAGGAGGCUGGCUGGCGUCAGCUCUACCGAGCUAGCCACAGCACGGCUCACCCUGCCCGGGGUCAUGGACGCCGAGGGGAGGGUGGACGAGUCUCGUCUGAGGAUGCACAUUUUUAAAAACGGUGGGGUGUCUCCAACUGAACGUGGCGUGGUGUGGCGCUUCCUGUUUGGGAUGUACCCCUGCAGCUCUUCUGCUCUGGAGCGACCUCUGCUGCUGGAGCAGCUGGCUGUACGUUACCAAGUCAUGAAGAGAAAGUGGCAGAGCUUCCUCCCUUCGGCUGUACAGAUGCACCUCAAUGGCACGGACGCUGAGCUGGUUGCUGCUGUCAGCUACUUUGACCGGAGGCAGGCGCUCAUCCACCUGCAGGCCCAGAACCAGAGUGAUGAGAUCCGUGAUAGGCUGUUAUUCUUGGAGCUACAAGCACAGAUAUUGUUUGAACGCGUUACAUUUGACAAGGAAGAGCUGCAAGAAGCCAUCCGAAUCAUUGAUAAAGAUGUUCCAAGGACUACCAGAGAUCUGGGCUACUACCAGGGUGAAGGUUCAGGGAACCUGUUGGUGUUGAGAGACAUUCUCAUCACGUAUGCUGCUUUUCAUCCAGAGGUGAGUUACGCUCAGGGAAUGAACGACCUGUGCAGCCGAUUCCUGGAGGUUCUUGAUUCGGAAGUGGACAGCUUCUGGAGUUUUUCCAGCUACAUGGAGAAAUUUUCCAAGGAUUUCCGAGCAGAUGGUCUGUACAGAAAAAUAGGGUUGGAGGCAGCCCUGUUAAAAGAAUUGGACCCUCAGCUUCAUGGCCACUUGGUGACAGACAGCAUGGAGAGCUUCACCUUCUGUCACAGAUGGCUGCUGCUAGGCUUCCAGAGAGAGUUCGAACACAGCGAUGCUCUUCGUUUAUUCGAGAUCCUGAGUUGUGACCACCUGGAGCUCAUUUCCCAGCAAGUAGACCGAGCCCGUUGUCAGGAAAGGAUUGCAGAAACAUAUUGCACAGAUGACAAGUGCGAGUCACAGCUGCAGGCUGUCAACACAGACUUCACCUUCGAGUUGUUCAUCUGUGCCGCCAUCCUGCUGGACCACAGAGAGACUCUGCUGCAAUGUCGAGAUGAAGUCCAGCUGAUUCAGUUCACUAGCAGCCUUCAGGGAACACUGGACUUGAACAGCACAUUGAAGAAAGCAGAGCGUCAUUUCUUCAACUACUGCAAGCGCUGCGCUUGGGACUCUAUGAACAGCCACUGCAGAGCACACAAAAGCAAAGAAGAAGACUUUCUAUAUCAGCUCCGUUGUUUAUUUGUUUUAAGAUGAGACACGCUACUCCGGCCCCUCACACAUUUCUUAUCAUAUGGCGCAUAUGUUGUUUAUUCUUUGUACUCCUAAGGGAAAUAUUGUAUGAAAGUGGACACACACCAACUGUAAGCCAUUUUUUGGUUCUCAUGAAAUCAAUCAGUCACAAAAUCAUCAGUUGCAAAAUCACAUUUUUUCAGGUUACUAAAACUACAAUUUUCUGGCCCGGGAAGUAGGGGAAACCUACCACACAUUCAUCAGUUUUCCUCACCUUCCGGACCAGAAAAGUGUAGUUUCAGUAACUUGAGAAAAUGCAAUAUCGCGACCAAAAAGAAAGAAAAUUGACCCGUCGGAAAAGUGGCGCCUUUUGCAAUCUUUGGGUAUUGCUGGGACCCCCGAUGAAUGUGUGGUAGAUUUUUUCCACCUUCCGGAACAGAAAACUAUUGCACCUUGAAAAAAUGUGAUAUCGCAAGAGCCACGAACCUGAAAAAAAGGCCAAAAUUGACCCAUCGCAAAAGCGGCGUAUUUUGCCAUCUUUGGGUCCUGCCAGGACCCCCGAUGAAUGUGUGGUAGGCUUCCCUCAUUUCCCGGACCAGAAAAGUGUAGUUUCAGCAAAUUAAACAUUUUUUCAUUUUAUUUCUAAAUUUUAUUUUGUGACUGCCGCAGCCAAUGAUUUAAAAAAAAAGGCAGAAAAUUGACCAGACGGAAAAGUGGCAUUUUUUGCCGUCUCUGUGUCCUGCCAGGACCCUUAGAUGAAUGUGUGGUAGGCUUCCUUCACCUCCCGAACCAGAAAAGUGUAGUUUCAGCAACUUAAACAUUUUAUUUUAUUUAUAAGUUUUAUUUUGUGACUGCCGCGGCAAAUUAGUUUUUAAAAAAAGGCUGAAAUUGACCAGACGGAAAAGUGGCAUUUUUUGCCAUCUAUGGGUCCUGCCAGGACCCUCGGUGAAUGUGUGGUAGGCUUACCUCAUCUCCCGGACCAGAAAAGUGCAGUUUCAGGAACUUGAAAAAAUGCGAUUUUGCGACAGCCAAAAACCCCAAAAAUUCAACCGUCUGAAAAGUGGCAUUUUUUGCCAUGUUUGGUUCCUGCCAGGACUAAAAAUGUACAGGAAAUGAUCCUAGUACCUCAGAAUGGACUGUUAUGCAAUAUUUUACUAGUGGAAUGUGACAGGCAGCAGGUGUUGUUACUAACCUAGUCAAGUUAUAUUUAUCAUGACUUAUGUAACAAGUUGCCAGACGGAAGCUGCAGGGAGCAAAAGGAAAUGUAUUCUUGGACGAGCACAUACUGUAUGUUUUUCUACAGUUAAGGUCAAAAUGAUUUCAUUAAUUAUAGAGUCAAAGUGAGUUUUUAUUUGUUGAAUGGGUACGUUUUAGCUGGAAAUGACACAAGACACUAGCAAAUUGCUCUAAGAAGUCGUGUUACCGAGUUAAGUUAAGAAAUAGUCACCAUUUUCAUGUUCUUUUGCACCGUUCUCAAUCUUCCUGCUCACUUGUAGCAUAAUUUAGGGCAUUCUAAUUUCUAAUCUAUUCUAAUCAUACAUUUACAACAUGAAUGGAUAUACAGUGCAUGUAUUGACAAAGGAUUGAAUCAUUUUAGACAAUUUUGGACACAAAAAGGAAGGUUUUUUUUUUUAAAUGAAUAUCUAGUCCAACACGACUUCUUAGUUUUUUUUCCACUUAAACUCAUUAUUAGGUAUUAAUAAUGUUGGGAUUAACUACAUAUAAUUGAUAAUAUGAUGAUGCACUGCAAAUAGUCUUACAUUGUUUUUGUGUGGACAUACAAUAUAUUGGUUAAACAAGUCAGUAUUUACUCAUAUUAAACUUAAAAUAUACAGUAAAGUAAAUUUGUAUGGUCCAUAACGUGAUUGAAAUCAACAGUAUGCUAUACAGUAUAUAGUAUAGUAGUAUGUAGACAGUUGUGCAGUUGUAUAUUGCACCAAACUACAAAAGAAAUUCAAAAUUGUUACAUUUUUUAUUUUCUGACAUUGUGAAUCUGUUCAACCUGUCUAGCUUUGUGAUUAGAAUUCGCAGGUGUACCUAAUUAUUUGACCAAUAAGAAUACAGUAUAUCACGGGACCAGUGACGUGCGUUUAGGUUCAUGGCUGGUGAGGCACUGACUCCUUUGGAGUUUUUUAAUGUUAAUACAGGUUGCUCAUUAAGAGUAUAACCAAAAAAGAAGAGACUAAUUCACUUUGGUUAAAAAAUAUUUUCAAAUUGUUUUCAGAUACUAUUUAUUUAUUUUUUGUUAACUGAAAAACAGUUGUUUUCUUCACUUUUGUUUGCAUAUGAAAUACAUGCAUCCUCCUUCUCCAGGAAAAGUUCUGAUACUUUGUUGUAAAGGUUUGAUCACCUCCUGGUGAGCUUGGGUAUAAUGCUCCAUCUUGGCAGUCAAACUCAUGCUCUUGCAUUUCACUUGUUUGUAAAUCUCGCCCUAAAUUGGAAGGCCGCAGCUCCGGUUCAAAGAUGUCUGCAAGCGUGACAUGAAGCAGACCGGCAUCGACCCCAACUCGUGGGAAGGCACAGCAGUCAAUCGUCUUCUCUGGAGGGGCCGCUGUCACCGACGGAGUCAAGAGGGCAGAGAACAACAGAAACAACCAGCAAGUAGACAAGAGAGCAAAGAGGAAGGCAAGGACAGUCCCUACCUUAGCGCCAACCUCCUUUGUGUGCAACAAAUGCUCCGAAGACUGCCAUUCGGGUUGCACAGCCACUCUAGAAGAUGCAACUGUACAUGAUGAUGCCGAGAGAUAUCGAAAUAUAUAAUGAUGUCACACAUUCAUACGUACAGAAAGUC